Molecule: messenger RNA, 3169 nt
Organism: Aplysia californica (California sea hare)
Lineage: Eukaryota; Metazoa; Mollusca; Gastropoda; Aplysiida; Aplysiidae
Exons: 4
Coding region: 190-2349 (719 amino acids)
Biological process (GO): resolution of meiotic recombination intermediates
Cellular component (GO): condensed nuclear chromosome
Molecular function (GO): single-stranded DNA binding; ATP hydrolysis activity
Source: RefSeq, a predicted model, not a curated record
CUUUACAGAGAAAUUGUAAUUUGUAUUGGUCAGAAGGAACAGUUUUCAGCUGCUCAGGUGAGAUUACCUUGACAAAAAAGUGUGGUGGGUCUUAUUUUAUAGUAUUCCCAAAAAGGAUGAGAUAUAUGUAGUGAAAGCAAGCAAAUUAGUGUUAUAUUUUUAGUGUCAUUUUUUAGAGAAUGAAAUUUUAUGUUUCAGAUAUUACUGGCUGCAAGUGCAGAAAGUGUUGCCAAGCAUGUUCAGACACUGGUACAAAUCUGUAAGUCCGCUCACCAUUGUGACGAGCGGGCCUGGCUGACUUCUGACAUGACGAAAGGUGAAGCUUUUCUCCUGCAGUUUCCGUCCAUCAAUUCCCUUUUGGCCCAGCUUUUAUUGUGGAAGCAUACAGUUGAAGAACUUAUCAAAAUGUCUUCAUCUGAUCUUGAGAAGAACUUUCCACACAUACCUCCAAAUGUGUUUAAAAUUUUUUGUCUCCAAAAAUCUAAGUGGAAACAUUUGCAACAAUGCUCGGAAAACAGUUCUCAAACUUCAGCUGAUACCAGUGUCACUAGCGAAAAGUCAUUUGACUCUGCUAACAACAGGACAAAGUCUCCUCUGUGCUCUCCCCCUAGUCCAACUUUGGAUCCAAGGGAUUUCAAAGGUACCCACAUGAAUACUUCUGGGUAUGCUGCAGCUGUCUCGUUCAAAAAGAUGACUGCUUUUGACCACAGGGGUACCCACAUCAAUCAGAGUACUGCCUCUAUGAAAGAGGUGAAUAUUUUUGAGUCUGCAAGUAUGCAUGAUAAUCAAGGUGCUGCUUCAUCUAAAGAGCCAGCUUCCCUAGUAGAAAAAACAUUAAGGCAGUCAAUAUGUAAACCUUUGAAACCCUGGGAGUGUGGUGCUGCUCUGACAGAUUGUACCCACAAAACGUUUGACCCUUUACAACAUGAUGUUCCUUGCGACGUACAUGAAACAUCUUUUGAAAAUUUAUCGUCUGUGCUGCAUGCCCUGGAGCCUGAUGGAAGAAGUUUAGUUCCUUUCGAGCAAAAGAAUAACGUUUUUUCUUCAAAGCGGUCUGAUGUUGUACACACUUCUGAUAUUGAUACAGCAGGUAGAUGGAUUGCGUUUGAAAAUGUAGCUAAACAAAGACAUGAGUGCUCAGAGUGGAUGACUUAUAGGUCAGAUCCCACAACUCACUUGCGUUGUUCGGAGCAAGAAAGCUAUAACCAGUCAAGGCCAUUGCUCAGUGGUCAGUCGUAUGAAGACAAAAGACUGGAUCACAUGUUGUCUUUGUACGGCUAUGCUAGCAGAAAGAGAGCUCAUGACUUUCAUAGUGACUCUUACCUCCAUCCUCAGUCUCCAACACUAUGUGCAGAACAUGGAUCGAGUCAAAUGAAUAAUUUUCGUCAAUUUGAAAAUAAAUUCAAGAGCCACUGGGAAAUGAAACAAGAAAAUGACUUAGAUUUAGCUCAAGUAAGGCUAAAUCCUGUCAUAUCAAGUAGGUGUAAAGGAAAUUCUUUGAUCCCGAUGGCUGCCACUACUUUUCCUGAAUUUUUACAAGGUUAUAAUGAUGAGCAGAAAAGUUUCAACUAUGAGCGCAGCAACUAUCAACCAGAGUUCAAACUGUUGCAAAGAGACUGUAGGGAAAUUGAAGCUCAUGAUCUAGAAGAUGAAAUACUUGCUCAUGCAUCACCCGGUUCCUGGGGCACUCAAGAAUUUCGGAGCAGUGAGGGCAUUGCGCACCAUAGCUUUUUAUGGAAUGAUGGUAGGAGAAUAGACAUGGACGACACCUUGAAUAAGGAAUACUGUAAUGAAAUCUACAGAAAACCGCUGGGCCCUAUUGAAGAAAAUUUACUUCUGUCAAAAUCUGAACAGUUUGCGAGACUGUCGUCUGCUGACUUCCGGGACAAAGAUGAAACAUUUAGAGGUCACACCAGUGAUCCCAGUCUUCAGACAUUUAGAGAUGCUCUCAACAAACCACGUGCUUCAUCAGCCUCAAGUUUAGAGAAAACAAAAUCUCAUUAUGAAUUGACAUCAGGCAGAACAACUAGACAAACUCCUCAGUUUAGUCAUUUUGAAAACAAUGGCAACAAUCCUCUAGCUCAACAGCAUUCUACCAUAAAUGUGGCUGAACAGAUAAACAACCGAAAUAGUCCCUUUCAUACAAAAGAGCACAACUUAAUCCCACAACAUUCCUUGUCAGAUAUUGAAAUUUUGGAUUCGACAAAUGAGAAAGUUCAUUUUCCAGUUUCCAGGACUCUCAAACGCAAGAUACAAGAGGCAGCAAACGGGCCUACUCAACGUCCACCUGAACUCAGUAUGUUUGCUGACAGUUUUCGAAACAGUUUGAAAGUCAAAAGACCUUUGUAAGCUCUUAUUGAAUUGAUGCGGAUAAUCAUGAAUGAAUGCCCUUGUGGUUCUUAUAGGCUGGAGUGGAAAACAAAAAGAAACUCAGUACAGCAGCAGUAGGUUCCAACCCCUUCAGAAGUGGAAUGACCCAUUUGAAUAUUUGUGCUCAAGAUAAUGUAAUAAUUGAUUUGGGGUAUCCUCUCUGCCUUCUUUUCUUCUUCCUCUAUUCUUUACUGUCAAUAAUGAGUGUUUGAGAGCUCUGGUUUUCAAUCAUCUUUUCAUAUCAAUAGUACUUAAAUUCUGUUAUAAAAAACAAACAAAACAACAAGAAAAAAACUAUGUGAUUCACAGCUUUUCUUCUUCCAUUUAUCACGAUCUGGCCCUUAACAAAAGCAUCACAUUGUGUUGAUUUUCGGUGAAGUUGUUAAAAUUCCUGUUUAUAUGAUAGAUUGGACGAAAUGUAUUUUGUUUUCGUAGACUUAAACAUAGGAAUGAAUCAGUGUAGUUUUGUCUUGAGUUAUUGAAGAUGUUUUAGCUUUCAUGGGUCUUGUUUUGCAAUGUAAGAACAAUGCAUGCCCUGGCUGUAUUGCUUUGAGCCGGCCAGGGGGUAUAUUUGUAUAUUAUUAUAAGUCUUCUGUUCCACCAACAAGAAGGUCAGCCACCUCUUUCUGGCAUUCCUUUUACAGUAGAACAUGACUAUAGUAACACCAUCCCUACGGCGGGACCUUACCAGAAUCCCUGUUUUUCUUCCUAUGUAAACUCAAUUACUUAUGCUUGGAUAUAGCAGGGCAAGGAAAGUCCCGAACUCGGAUACAGCGGGAGAGAUCGAGCAAGCUCUAGC